GCGCAUUUUUGCCGGCCGGUUAGUUGAAAUCAAAACAUACCACCCACCGACCCAACAACAUAAAGUCUGUUGUUAUCCGAAGUUCCAUUGUAGAGCUUACUGAUUGUAAUAAAUUUGUUUGAAUAGAUAACGGUCACCAUUUAGUUAAAACAAACUUUUGCUCGAGCCAAAAAUGAAUAAUGUAAUUACCUAGCUGCUGAAAAUAGUGCAUUCAUACUUAAUUGAUCGCUGAAAUGGAGGGAAAGAUUCCGGUCACAUUUCAACACAAUCGUGGGUUUAUCUACGAUGUAGAAGAUUAUAUGAAACUCCGGUUUACGCAUCGCAUCGUUGGGAAUUUGUUCGGAACACCCGUUUCGAAACCGCGAAGCGCCAGUAGCUUUGGUCUUCCGGCAGUUCUGACUCCGCUAGAAGUUCGAUUAGCCCUCGAGGAGGGGCUUAUUGUGCUGAUCGACAAGAAUGCACAGCUGACUCGAAGUCCCAGCGAGGAGGCCAAACAGCAGUUUGCCCGUUUGAGCCAGCAGCAAAUCCACGAACAGAAGCAACCCGUCAUCGAGAAGAGGCUGAAGGAGUUUGAGUACCAUUUGCCGAAGAUCCUCGCGGGAAAGCGUAAAAAGUUGCUCAAAAGUGGAGUUAAAGAGGAAGACAUAACAAUCAAUGAGGAGCAACUCAUAAAGGAAGAAAAACACAAACUGGAAACGAUGGAAAUCGACAAAUUAGUUCAAAUCCCGCAAGAAUACCCCCUCAAAACUGAAUGUACUUACGUCAACUAUCAGCUGCCCAAGAACGAGCUUCUCAAAUACAAAGUAUUCAGGGAUAUCUGGAAAACUCGCCCGGUGUUCAUAACCGGAGGUGACUCGUUUGGCUGUGAUUUCCUCCUCUAUCCAGGAGAUCCGCUCUACUACCAUGCUUCCCACGUAGUUCACGUCCUGACCGAUGCUUCUCAACGUCUUGAUGCCAAAUACCUUAUCCGAUGCUGCCGACUAUCUGUGGUGGUGAAUAAAGUUUGCAUUUUUGCAUAUGAAGAGCCAAGUGGGGGCGUCAGGUAUCAAACCAUGGAGUGGGAAGGUAAUGUUGCAGAAGAUGUUUAAACAUGUGAUAAAUGUUGGCAAUAUUUCUUUCGAAUGAA
Aedes aegypti (yellow fever mosquito) is the source of this 1126-nucleotide messenger RNA. It is a transcript of the gene Tsen34, whose product is annotated as tRNA-splicing endonuclease subunit Sen34. Bases 234 to 1088 code for a protein of 284 amino acids. The record is from RefSeq and is a predicted model, not a curated record. Gene Ontology annotation, cellular component: tRNA-intron endonuclease complex. Gene Ontology annotation, biological process: tRNA-type intron splice site recognition and cleavage; tRNA splicing, via endonucleolytic cleavage and ligation. NCBI's taxonomy places the organism in Eukaryota, Metazoa, Arthropoda, Insecta, Diptera, Culicidae. Gene Ontology annotation, molecular function: tRNA-intron lyase activity; nucleic acid binding. The transcript is spliced from 4 exons.